AUGGUGUCGCUCUCGGCGCUGCGUAAAGGCAAAGGCAAGGUCGUUAGUCCCUCAUCAAACACCCCCACGACGUCAUCGAGCCGGCGGGAUCCGACCUGGCUGCCGCCCAUCAACGAGACGGCAAAGUCGCCCGCGCACACGGCGAGUCGGUGGCCGCAUGGUGCCGGAGCCCUCGACAGUGCUGGAGGCGAGGUGCUAGACCAUCCCGAUGCGAGCCACCUGCUCGUCGUCGGACCGAGGGAGGCGUUGUCGUGGAGCCGCCAGCCCCUUGCGGCACUGGCGGGCGUCACCUCCGCGCCCUCGGCGUUCCGCUCAGAGCCGGCCCCAACAAUCAUCUCGCAGCGGGGUGAUCGACCCGUCGCCGAGGUGCCGCUGCCGUAUCGCAUCGACGACGUUGCAAGCUCUCUCUGCGGUGCCGGCGUGAUCGAGGCCUUCGGCGUCGAGUUUGUCCGCAGCACGACGGUCAUCUCCAUCGACAAUGCGCCGUCGUCUGAACUCCUCGGCGUGCUGCGCCUCCGCGUGCGCGAUCUGCACAUGGACGAGAUGAGCCCCACCCACCUCGCCGAGAUACUCGCGCGCGCGCAGCCGCGGAUUCUCCGCAUGCUGGGCAUCCCUGGCCCGCACUUGGCGCUGUGCAACGUCGACAACCUCCAGCGGCGUCAGUUCCUCGCCGUGCGCGAGCAGCCCUUGCCAGCCGCGGAGCAGCGGCUUCUCCUCUCGGCGCUGGAACACAGUACAAGCGUGACCCAUGUCUGGGGCCGCACGCAUCCCCGGUGCGACAUGUGCGACGGGAAGACGCCGGCGCGUACCGCCCGCCUCCCCGAUGUCGAGUGCGCCGAGCACCUCGUCCUGGACGGGUGGGACGUCGGCUGGGACGAGGCGACGCGCACCGGCAACAGGUAUCAGUGGUUCGUGACGAUGCGCUGUGUCGCCAUACUGCAGAGAAACAAGCGGCUACAUGCUAUGGUGGCUGCCGCUGCCUUCCGCGUCCUCGUCUUUGCAAGACUGGCCCUCGGACGGACCGCGGUGGAAGGUGGGCCGGCUAAGCCGCGGGGCAUCCGGCGGUGGUCGCUGGGUUCCAAGAGCAAGCGUGAGGCACGGCCGCCGAACGUGACUCUCCGAGGGAGGGUGGUGCCGCUGCCACGCUCUGUCUUGCUCCGGAUUGCAGAGCACCUCGGCGACGUCCUCACCGCGGCACAGGUGCACAAGCUGGUAGAGCACGCCGCAGACCGGGGCGCCAGCCGCGCAGUCUGGCGCUCUCUCCGCGGCCAUACCGGGCGUGCGCAACUCGACCUCCGCGACGAGUGGCUGUACAAUGGCGGGCUGGUCUGGGAGCUAGGGUAUGCCGCUGCGCGGGCUCGGUUAAGCGACGCCCAGUGGCCGCGCGAUACGCGCCCCGAGGCCUGGAUGCGCGCGCUCGCGUUCGCCCCGGCGCCAGAGGGCUGCCCGGAUGAAUGGCGCUACAUAGCCCAGGCUCUGAGCUAA
This is a messenger RNA of Vanrija pseudolonga, 1485 nucleotides long. RefSeq lists its product as uncharacterized. Bases 1 to 1485 code for a protein of 494 amino acids. The record is from RefSeq and is a predicted model, not a curated record. NCBI's taxonomy places the organism in Eukaryota, Fungi, Basidiomycota, Tremellomycetes, Trichosporonales, Trichosporonaceae. The transcript has a single exon.